GCCGCCGGGUGAACGCGGAGUGCCGUUUGGGCACGCGCUGGAGCUGGAAACGGCCGUGCAGCGGGGCGAGGAUCCCUGAGGGCGUGGGUGGGCGCAGCAGGUCUCAAAGGAAGGCCGUCGGCCCAGCGGGCGCCUCUGCGUAUUUGGUAAAUGGGUGGUGAUGUACAUGACCGAGAGCUGGGGCCCGUUGCUGGGGGCCUGGACAAGGCCCAGGCUGGCUUUGCUACAGCUGACCACUCCAGUCAUGAAAGAGAGAAUGAGAAAGCCACAGAUAGACUAGCCAGCGGAGCACAGAGCAUUCCUAAUGACAGUCCUCCCCGUGGUGAGGGCACCCAGUCUGAAGAGGAAGGCUUUGCUGUGGAUGAUGAGGGUUCUGAUGGGGAGCCGAAUACCUGGGAGCUGUCAGAAGGGACACAGUGUCCACCCAAGGAACAGACUGGUGAUCUUUUUAAUGAGGACUGGGACUUGGAGUUGAAAGCAGAUCAAGGGAAUCCAUAUGAUGCUGACGACAUCCAGGGGAGCAUUUCUCAAGAGGUCAAACCGUGGGUGUGCUGUGCCCCACAAGGAGACAUGAUCUAUGACCCCAGUUGGCACCAUCCACCUCCACUGAUACCGCAUUAUUCCAAGAUGGUCUUUGAAACGGGUCAGUUCGAUGAUGCCGAAGACUGAGUGUGGAGCUUUCUGCCUUGUAGGUGGGUGGGCCCUCCAGGCCAGGGUCCCUCUUCCUGUCUUUGAGGGGAGACGUCCUAUCUGAGAAAAUGUUCCCAGUGACCCCUGAGUCUGGGGUACACAGACUGGUGUCACGUAAGGUCCCCCUGUUCUCCUCAGUUCUGUUGUUGUUUUUAAAGGGUUCCUCCUUGGAAUGUGUGAAUGUUUGUGUCUGUGUCAAGAGGAAUUGUGUUCUUUAUAAAUAAAGGUAGAAAAAAAC
Molecule: messenger RNA, 928 nt
Organism: Microcebus murinus (gray mouse lemur)
Lineage: Eukaryota; Metazoa; Chordata; Mammalia; Primates; Cheirogaleidae
Gene: COPRS
Product: coordinator of PRMT5 and differentiation stimulator
Cellular component (GO): nucleus
Molecular function (GO): histone binding
Source: RefSeq, a predicted model, not a curated record